Drosophila ananassae is the source of this 1363-nucleotide messenger RNA. RefSeq names its product gustatory and odorant receptor 21a (gene Gr21a). The transcript has 2 exons. The record is from RefSeq and is a predicted model, not a curated record. Gene Ontology annotation, cellular component: membrane; dendrite; axon. NCBI's taxonomy places the organism in Eukaryota, Metazoa, Arthropoda, Insecta, Diptera, Drosophilidae. Gene Ontology annotation, biological process: sensory perception of taste. Bases 2 to 1345 code for a protein of 447 amino acids.
AAUGUCGUUCUGGGCAGUGAGCCGCGGCGGCACCCCACCCUCCAAGGUGGUGCCCAUGCUGAAUCCCAACCAACGCCAGUUCCUGGAGGACGAGGUGCGCUACCGCGAGAAACUAAAGCUGAUGGCCCGCGGCGACGCCAUGGAGGAGGUGUACGUGAGGAAGCAGGAGACAGUGGACGAUCCUUUGGAGCUGGACAAGCACGACUCGUUCUACCACACCACCAAGAGCCUGCUGGUGUUGUUCCAGAUCAUGGGCGUGAUGCCCAUCCACCGGAAUCCCCCGGUCAGAAACCUGCCCCGCACCGGCUACUCCUGGGGCUCCAAGCAGGUGAUGUGGGCCAUUUUCAUCUACAGCUGCCAGACCACCAUUGUGGUGCUCGUGCUGCGCGAGAGGGUGAAGAAGUUCGUCACCAGCCCCGAUAAGCGCUUCGACGAGGCCAUCUACAAUGUCAUCUUCAUCAGCCUCCUGUUCACCAACUUCCUGCUCCCCGUGGCCAGCUGGAGGCACGGACCCCAGGUGGCCAUCUUCAAGAACAUGUGGACCAACUAUCAGUACAAGUUCUUCAAGACCACCGGAUCGCCCAUCGUGUUCCCGAACCUUUACCCGCUGACCUGGUCGCUAUGCGUCUUCUCCUGGCUACUGAGCAUCGCCAUCAACCUGUCCCAGUAUUUCCUCCAGCCGGACUUCCGGUUGUGGUAUACCUUCGCCUACUACCCCAUCAUCGCCAUGCUCAACUGCUUCUGCAGCCUGUGGUACAUCAACUGCAACGCUUUCGGCACCGCCAGCAGAGCACUCUCCGAUGCUCUGCAGAUGACCAUUCGGGGGGAGAAGCCUGCCCAGAAGCUAACCGAAUACCGGCACCUGUGGGUUGACUUAAGCCACAUGAUGCAGCAGCUAGGACGCGCCUACUCCAACAUGUAUGGCAUGUACUGCCUGGUCAUCUUUUUCACAACGAUCAUCGCUACCUACGGCAGCAUCAGCGAGAUUAUCGACCACGGAGCCACCUACAAAGAGGUGGGUCUGUUCGUGAUUGUGUUCUACUGCAUGGGUCUUCUCUACAUCAUCUGCAACGAAGCACACUAUGCCUCCCGAAAGGUGGGCCUGGAUUUCCAAACGAAGCUUCUCAACAUCAACCUAACCGCGGUGGACGCGGCCACGCAGAAGGAGGUGGAAAUGCUGCUGGUGGCCAUUAACAAGAACCCUCCCAUUAUGAAUCUGGACGGAUACGCGAACAUCAACCGAGAGUUGAUCACCACCAAUAUCUCAUUCAUGGCCACCUAUCUGGUCGUGUUGCUGCAAUUUAAGAUCACUGAACAGCGGCGGAUAACCCAAUCCCAAGCUUAGCAUAUUCUUAUGUGUAUU